This is a messenger RNA of Paramecium sonneborni, 203 nucleotides long. The record is from the annotation of a GenBank genome assembly. NCBI's taxonomy places the organism in Eukaryota, Ciliophora, Oligohymenophorea, Peniculida, Parameciidae.
AAUGAUUGUAUUAACAUUAUUUUUUAAUUGAUUAGGAAAGAUAUGAUGAAAUGAUUCUAAUGUUUGAAUUAAUUAAUAUAUUGGUGGGGGGUGGGGAGGUAAGGAGAGUUGUUACAAUUAACAAUAUAAAUAAGGAGUUUAAUAAGUAAAAGAAGGAUAAGGAUAAUUGAUGUAGGAUGAGAGAAGCGUGCGAAAUAAUAUAU